This is a messenger RNA of Polyodon spathula (Mississippi paddlefish), 6607 nucleotides long. RefSeq names its product platelet-derived growth factor receptor alpha-like. Gene Ontology annotation, molecular function: ATP binding; platelet-derived growth factor binding; platelet-derived growth factor alpha-receptor activity. Gene Ontology annotation, biological process: embryonic cranial skeleton morphogenesis; multicellular organism development; positive regulation of kinase activity. Lineage: Eukaryota; Metazoa; Chordata; Actinopteri; Acipenseriformes; Polyodontidae. The record is from RefSeq and is a predicted model, not a curated record. Gene Ontology annotation, cellular component: signaling receptor complex. The transcript is spliced from 29 exons. Bases 379 to 4818 code for a protein of 1479 amino acids.
GUCAAAGGAAACCUGACUCCAUUCACUGGGCAAAACCGACUCUUAUUUUGAAAAGGACUAGAGGGGCUUCGUUUCCUGAUAGUUAUUUACUUUAAGAUGAUAAGUUUUUGGAAGGAUGUGCUGUUACAUUGAAUCAAUUACAAGUCGCGCUGGUUGAAACCCAUUACUAAGCGUAGCAGUGGAAGUAGAAAGAACGGAACAUAUGCUUCUCCUUACCCCACAGGAUUUUUGCUUUGCGGAUUAUCAUUGUAAGAAGACCAGAAACAUAUAUUGAGGAAAACCCCAAACGAAUGAAGCAUCUAGAUCAAUUUUAACUGAUCCAGCCUUUUCUUUUAAAGGGAAAAAGAAGAAAAAAAGGAUUCUAAAAGGUUUUGCAACAUGGCUGUCUUCUUGAAGACAUUCCUGAUUCUGGGAUGUCUCUUGCUUGGGAUCUCUAUAGGUCCCCAGUCAGUUGACUGUGAACAGCCGAUACCUGUCAUUUACCCUGAUAAAGAUGAACUCAUUGUGCAGCCCCACUCUUCCAUCAAUCUGAGCUGCUCUGGAGCAAGUGAGCUGAGCUGGGACGCCCCUGUCUCACUGAAAGAUGUCACUCUUGUAGAAGAACAUGUGAACACUGGACACUUCGUCACAUCUCUGCAUGUACAGAAUGCCUCUGCUUCACAUACUGGAUUCUACACCUGCAUGUAUGCACCAUUAGAUAAUAACAACGAGGAGGUGGAUGGGAGCUCAGUUUACAUUUUUGUUCCAGAUCCAGCAGUGGCUUUCCUUGUCCACGAAGAUCCACUCAGUAAACAUGUUCUUCCAAGUCCCUUUGGUAUGGAAAUUCCGUGCCGUGUAUCUGAUCCGCGGACACACGUAACCCUCGCCAACGCAGAUACAGGCAUCGAGGUGGACAGCCAGUAUGACAACAAAAGAGGCUUCAUUGGGAUCUUCCCUCCCGGAACCUACAUUUGUAAAACCACUGUCAAUGGAGUGAAAACUCAAAGUGAAGAAUAUAUAGUCCACGGAGAAAUAGAGCUUUCUGAACUCCAUGUUGAACUAGAGGUGAAUCAGGCAGUGCUGAAGGAAGGGGAGCAUAUCUCUUUAACUUGCAUAGUCAGUGGGGACCACAUGUUCCAGCAGGACUGGCAGUACCCUGGGAAACAGGCUGGCAGAGGAGUGCAGGACGUGAAGAAUAUGCAAGAUGGUGAGGUGCGGUACACGCUGAGUAUUCCUCGAGCCUCUGUGAAAGACACUGGAGAUUACAAAUGUUCUGUAACACAAAUGGAAGACGAGACAAUAGUGAGGGCAAAGAACAUAACUGUUUAUGACAAAGGAUUUAUAACUUUGGUUCCCGCGUUUGGCCAAAUGGAAUAUGCAAACUUAUAUGAUGAUAAGGAACUCACAGUGAACAUUGAAGCUUACCCAGCACCAAAAGUGACCUGGUUGAGGGAGAGUGUUGCAAUCAAUGAAGGCUAUGCAGUGACAACCCAUAUAAGUGGAAUCAGGUAUCAAAGUACUCUGAGACUGAUUAAUGCAAAAGAGGAGGACAUCGGAAACUAUACUAUUAAGGUUGAGAAUGAAAAUGAGCAAACUAGUUACACAUUUUCUUUAAGGGUGAAAGGGCCUCAUUUACCUCUGCACGAGCUGGCAUUGCCAGUUAUCUCCCCCCAUAAAGAGGAACUCAUUGUGCAGCCUCUAUCCUCUUUCAAACUGAGCUGCUCUGGGGAGAGCGAGGUAGUCUGGAAUGCCCCUGUCGAGGACAGUCAGGUCAUGCUUGAGGAGGAAGAAGACAACAGUGGACUCUUUGUGACUUCUCUUAACGUGCAGAAUGCCUCAGCUUCCAAUACAGGAUACUACUCCUGUUACUACUCAGCAGCGAACAAUACAGAGGAUGCUAAUCUGGAAGAGAGCUCCAUUUAUGUUUAUGUUCCAGAUCCAGCAGUUCCUUUUAUCCCCCCUCUAAACCAAUUAAGUCAACACGUUCCUGCAACAUAUGAGGACAUGGAAAUCCCUUGCCGUGUAACUGACCCACAUUCAAAUGUUACCCUGACCAAUGCAGACACAGGCUUGACAGUGUCCAGCAUGUACAACAGCAAAAGAGGCUUCAUUGGGGUCUUUCCUGAAGGGACCUAUGUAUGUGAAACCAUCAUUAAUGGCAUGGAAAUCAUGAGUGAAGAAUAUAUAGUGCAUGGCUGGAGAGAAACCUCUGAACUUCAAGUUGAGCUAGAGGCUCCAAAAACAGUGUUUAUGGAAGGGGAACCUAUCGUCAUUACCUGUGUAGCCAGGGGGAAUGAAAUGCUUGAGGACCACUGGAAGUACCCUGGGAAACUGGCUAACAGAGGACUGAAGACUGUGAAGGAAAACAAGAAGGACGUUGAAAUUCGGUACACUCUGAGUAUCCCACAGGCCUCUGUGAAGGACAGUGGGCUCUAUGAGUGCUCCAUAACCCAUGUGAUGAAUGAUGAGCUACAAGUCAAGAAAGUCACCAUCACAGUUUACGAGAAAGGAUUUAUUACUUUGGACCCAAAGUUUGCCAAAAUGGAAUUUGCCAAGCUACAUGAAGUAAAGGAAUUUAAAAUGAACAUCAAAGCUUACCCUGAGCCUAAAAUGACCUGGUUUAAAGAUGGUGUUAUUCUGAAUGAAGACAACACAGAAAUAACCAGCACCAAGACAGAAAUCAGUGAAACCAGAUAUCAGAGUACCCUGACGCUCAUUCGUGCAAAAGAAGAGGACAGCGGCAACUACACCAUUUUAGUCCAGAAUGGAAAUGAGAGUGUUAGUUACACAUUUUACAUGCAAGUGAAAGUUCCAGCAGCCAUAGUGGAUCUGAUGGAUGUUAACCACGGUUCCAAUGGUGGACAGUCGGUGGUGUGCAUAGCUGAUGGGUUACCUAUACCCCAAGUUGAAUGGUUCAUUUGCAAGAACAUCCAAAAAUGUGCCAAUGAUUCAUCACAGUGGACUCCUUUGUCCAUAAAUUCAACUGAUAUCACUAUUGAAACCCAUCUAGAUGAAGAGAACAAGAUUGAAAGUGAAGUGACAUUUGCCAAACUAGAGGAUACUUUGGCAGUGAAGUGUCUAGCUAAGAAUGAGCUUGCUGCAGUGGCCCGAGAAGUAAAACUAAUUUCACAUGUUUUACAAUCCGAGUUAACAGUGACUGCUGCAGUGCUGGUCCUGCUGGUCAUUGUCAUCAUCUCACUGAUAGUGCUCGUCAUUAUCUGGAAACAGAAACCCAGAUACGAGAUUAGAUGGAGGGUGAUUGAGUCCAUCAGCCCAGACGGCCAUGAAUACAUCUACGUGGACCCCAUGCAGCUGCCCUAUGACUCUAGAUGGGAGUUUCCUCGUGAUGGACUUGUACUUGGCCGAAUCCUUGGGUCCGGUGCUUUUGGCAAAGUGGUAGAAGGAACUGUAUAUGGGUUAAGCCGUUCACAGCAAGUGAUGAAAGUUGCUGUAAAAAUGUUGAAACCCACAGCAAGAUCCAGUGAGAAGCAAGCCCUCAUGUCUGAACUAAAGAUAAUGACUCACCUGGGGCCGCAUCUAAACAUUGUCAACUUGCUGGGGGCAUGCACUAAGUCAGGUCCUAUUUAUAUCAUUACUGAAUACUGCUUUUAUGGAGACCUGGUUAACUAUCUGCAUAAGAACCGUGAAAAUUUCUUAAAUCGACACCCAGAGAAAGCGAAGAAAGAUCUCGAUAUCUUUGGUAUCAACCCUGCAGAUGAAAGCACUAGAAGCUAUGUGAUCUUGUCUUUUGAAAACAAAGGAGACUACAUGGACAUGAAGCAAGCUGAUACAACGCAGUACGUGCCAAUGCUGGAGAUGAAGGAUGGUUCAAAGUAUUCUGACAUCCAAAGACCAAAUUAUGAUCACCCACCUUCACAUGAGCAAAAAUCACUAACUGAUACUGAAGUAAACAAUUUGCUGUCAGAUGACAGCAGUGAAGGUCUCACUGUAAUGGACCUGUUGAGCUUCACAUACCAGGUGGCGAGAGGCAUGGAGUUCUUGGCUUCCAAAAAUUGUGUUCAUCGUGAUUUGGCUGCAAGAAAUGUCCUGCUGUCUCAAGGAAAAAUUGUGAAAAUCUGUGAUUUUGGAUUAGCUAGAGACAUCAUGCAUGACAACAACUACGUUUCUAAAGGCAGUACUUUCCUCCCCGUGAAGUGGAUGGCACCAGAAAGCAUUUUCGACAAUAUGUACACAACGCUGAGCGAUGUCUGGUCUUAUGGCAUCUUGCUGUGGGAAAUCUUUUCACUAGGUGGAACGCCUUAUCCUGGAAUGGUGGUGGACUCCAGCUUUUACAACAAAAUCAAAAGUGGCUACAGAAUGACAAGACCUGAACAUGCAAACAACGAAGUGUAUGAGAUGAUGAUGAGGUGCUGGAGCAGCGAACCAGAAAAGAGACCCUCCUUCUACAGCCUGAGCGACACUGUGGCAUCUUUGUUACCUGUGGAAUACAAGAAGAGCUAUGAAAAGGUGAACCAUGACUUCCUGAAGAGUGACCACCCUGCUGUUACCCGAAUGAAAGCAGAAACUGAAGACGCUUACAUCGGUGUCACGUACAAAAAUGAGAACAAGCUGAAGGGCAGGGAGAGUGGGUUCGACGAGCAGAGACUUAGCUCCGACAGCGGCUACAUCAUCCCCCUGCCAGACCUGGACCCUGUCUCAGACGAUGAGUACAGCAAGAGGAACCGGCACAGCUCCCAGACUUCUGACGAAAGUGCCAUAGAGACAGGUUCCAGCAGUUCCACAUUCAUCAAGCGGGAGGGCGAAACGAUUGAGGACAUUGAGAUGAUGGACGAUAUGGGGAUGGAUUCAUCUGAUCUGGUUGAGGACAGUUUCUUGUAAUCUCAGAUUUAUGCAAGCCAAAUCUGAAAGUGAUUUGUCAAAUAUCAAUUCAGAGGACUUUUUUAUUUUUUAUUUUUUACCAAAAACAUAAAUAAUAACAUUAAUAGUAACCACUUAGCUGCAUUGAUGAGCAUGCAAAAGAGACUCAGGUGGUGCUUUGAAAAGCAGAGUUCAAGCAGAAGAGAAAGGGAAUCCCAAAAAGACAAUAUGAACUUAUGAAACAUAUCAAGCUCACACGUGUUCUGUGGGCUUCUUCCUCUGGUACUCUUCGGUAUGUUGCUUUCUGCAGGCAAUGCUUCAUACAAAGAUGAAGGGGAGCACUGCCAAAAAAGACUUUCUAUGUUUUGUGGGCAUUUGUUUAGAUAGAAACACAUCAAGAAGCAUCAACGGAAUAUAUUAUCAGUGUACUUGUGUUGAGCAAAAACUUUAUUUUAAGUGCAAGUAACUUGCAUUGUAACAGCAUCCAAAGAGGCAUUAUAUGUAUAUCAUGUCUCUUGUCUUUGAAACCACUAAGGUUGUUUAAAGCAGACAUAUCAAAGUGAGGUGAUCCUUGGAGUGAUGCAAAAAAGGUACAAAUUCUGCUUUAAAAAAGCCACCCCACUAACAAUGUAUGGAUAGAAUUUAGGCAGCUGACUGAAUCUUCUGUACAGAGUUGUUACAUGUCACAGAACCUGCGGUUGCUUUUCUGUUUUAUGUAGAUUUUAGUGGCAUCCAGAACCAUUCAAUGCAGUCAUUAGUUUCAUGAACAGCAGUACAUGGUAAAGCACAACGUUGAAUGUAUUAUGUGUUUUGUUUGUGGUAUGUCAUCAGCAGCUAAAGCUGUGGAGAAGUCAUGUAAAAAAAAAUAUAGUGACUUGGGUGGGCUUAGAUUGGGCGAAACUUACAACAGUAGAUCUACAAAUUUAUGAAGUCAACUGUCCUGUUUUUAUCAAUAACACAUAAAGGAGACCAUUGACUGUCUGCUACCUUGCAGUCCAUUAAAAGACGACCUUGACUUUUGCUUCUCAAAAGAUUUACGACGUAUUUAUUUCAACAAAAUAGCUCUUAUUAAGUAGCUCUGAAGUCCAAAAAAAGAUUUUAAAGGGACCAAUCAGAGUAUCUGAUUAAAAUUACCUAGAGAAUGGAAUGGCUGAAUGGAAGUCUGUGUUAGGUUAAGUAUACAACCAUAUACCAACAUUGGUAAUGUUAAACUGUUGUUUUGUACAAAGAUAUAUAUUUUUUAAUAUAAAAACAGUUUAUACUGACUAGAAUGCAACAUUUUACAAAGUUUCUGCACACCAAUCAGUGUAUGAAAGAAAAUAGGUUUAAAUCUGUUCCAGAGGCCCCCUCCAAGAAUUAUGUAUGAAAUCAAACAGCCCGUCCCCUAACUUAACAUUAGAAUAAGUUACAAGUCUGAAAUGUGGAAUAAACCUGUAUAGAUAUCUUUUACCUAAUGAAGGACAUUAGAAGAAUAUAUCAUGAUGUUAUACAUCAAUUUGUACAUAUGUAUUUCUUAUAUAGUCUUUUAAAAUACUGCCAAAAUAUUUCUGUCUAGCUGUAUCACUGCCUCUGUGAAUAAUGUAAGUGUUCGACUGUGAUGUACUCUGCAGGAACGUUAAACUGUUGCACUUUUUUGUCUUUUUUUAUUUUUCAAAAUGUUUAUUUAACAUCACAAAACAGAAGUUUCCAAAGUGCCAGUGUUUUGAAUUUUGAGGAGAUGGAAAGGAAAAGUGUGGUGAAUCAUUUGUUAUAAAAGGUACAAUUAUAUGUAACCCAAUACCCCUUUUUUUUUUUUUUUUUUUUGAUUUUU